Messenger RNA from Gadus morhua (Atlantic cod), 1919 nucleotides. RefSeq names its product GTPase IMAP family member 9. The transcript is spliced from 3 exons. The record is from RefSeq and is a predicted model, not a curated record. NCBI's taxonomy places the organism in Eukaryota, Metazoa, Chordata, Actinopteri, Gadiformes, Gadidae. Bases 85 to 1059 code for a protein of 324 amino acids. Gene Ontology annotation, molecular function: GTP binding.
CUAGCCCAUAUCAAUUCUUCCUUCCAGAGUUGUAGGAGUACAUCAGCUAAAGAGAAAACAAUCUCCUAUUUGGGAUCUGAAAAGAUGACACAAGUUAGGAUUUUUAAGCUACGUUGGAUCUUUGUGCUGUUUGUAACAUAUUGUGCGGACUGGUCCUCUGUUCAGUGCCAACAUCCAGAUUAUAAGCGUCCGGAGGAGCUGAGACUGAUCCUUGUUGGAAAAACCGGCUCAGGAAAGAGCGCAAGUGCAAACACCAUUUUGGGACGUGAGGACGCCUUUAAAGAAGACAUCUCCCCUGGAUCUGUGACAGAGCACUGCCAGAGAGAGCAGGUGACCAGAGACGGACGCACCAUCGUCGUGGUCGACAGCCCCGGCCUCUUCGACACAAACAAAACGGCAAAGGCCAUAGAAGAAAAAAUAAAGGCGUGUGUCGAGAAGUCCGUUCCAGGGCCCCAUGCGAUUCUGCUGGUGAUCAGUCUGAAGGCCAGAUUCACUGAGGAAGAGCGCAGUGCUGUAGAGUGGAUCAAGACCCACUUUGGCUCAGAUUCUUCCAUGUACAUCAUCAUUCUGUUCACCCAUGGAGACAUGCUGGGAGGAAAAACAGUGGAGCAGUUUGUUCGCGAAAGUACAGAUUUACAGAGAGUCCUCAACAAUUGUGGGGGGAGAUAUUUUUCACUGAUCAACGGCCCGGGGAGUGAACCCAAGCAGGUUCAAAAGCUUUUACACAAGGUUGAGACAAUGUUGAAGCUCAGUGGAGGGCUGUAUUACACCAACAGCAUGUACAAGGAAGCUCAGAGAAAAAUUGAGGAGGAAAAAAUUAGGAAAAAAGCAGAAAAAGAGAAGAUAGAACGAGAGGAAAGGGGGAAAAAGAGAGAACAAGAAGAAGAGGCUCGACGAUCAAGUUGCAAAGCAGCCCUUACGGCGGCUGUUACAGCAUUGGGUGGAGGUUUAUUGAUGCCCUCAACAACCUUAAUAGUUGUGGCUGCAGGAAUAGCAUCUACCUAUGGUUCUGAAUGUGUUAACGACUUCUUUAACGACUUCUUUGGAUGGGCUACAUGAAAGGUGAUUCUAGGAACAGACAUUCAUGCAUAGAGUGCCCUGCCAAAGGGUUCAACCCCUGUGCAAAAAUACUAAUUUCACAAUUAUAACAUUAAUACCUUAACAUUUUUUCUUCAUGAUAUUAUAAUUGACAACUAUGAUACUUUUAAUGAAUGACUAGUAAGUACAGUAACAUGGGUUUUGCACAACAAAAUAAGUAAUUUCUGGGAUGUAAUGAUUAUAACUUUAACUAAUUGUCUUAAUCAAUAUUGCACAUCAGGUAAUUAAAACACAUCUUCAAGGGAAUGCUGAGUAUGAUCAAAAGUGUGCUAAACGGGACUCUUGUGCACAUUUGCAAUGUAAUUGUAACAAUGUUUUGAAAUUCAACGUAUUUUAAAGUAGGGCAGGUCACUUAGAGAAGUUAGAGUAAGCAAGAUAUUUUAUUUUCAACAGAAGAAAUCCACCCCUUCUUCCAGAGCCUCUCCCCCAAAACACAUGACUGCUAUAGCUUUAGAUGAAGGUCUGCCUAGCCUUUGGGAAGACUCCAGUCAUGCACAAUGAGUCAUGAACUCCGCAUGGCCAGAGUGGGCACAGGUAGCUGGGUAGGCAGACAGACCGGUCGGUCAUUUAUUCAUGCUGAAUUACAUAAUUGGAUGGGUUUAUAUAGCUCUGGGACAGCUGUGGACACUGGAUUUUUGACAGAGCUUUUGAUUUAAUGAUUAUUUUAUGGAUUUCAAGAGAAAUUCACAAAUAUGACAAUGCUUCAAAAAUAAAUAGCUUACCCUAUCUUUAAUCCAUUUAUUACAUUGAUUGUUAUUAUAGGAUUAAGAUUAGUUAUUGUGAUGGAAAAAUACGUUUCUGAAUAAAGAAGUUUUACUAAG